Molecule: messenger RNA, 843 nt
Organism: Panicum hallii
Lineage: Eukaryota; Viridiplantae; Streptophyta; Magnoliopsida; Poales; Poaceae
Exons: 1
Coding region: 1-699 (232 amino acids)
Source: RefSeq, a predicted model, not a curated record
AUGAUGAAGAGGAUUACUUCUAUUCUGCAAAGUCAUCCAGGGCCUGUGAAGUACUUCCGGGUUGACUCAUCUGAUAUUAAAAAUGGAAUGGAGCAACUAGAAGAAUGGUUUAACAUAUUGAGGAAGAAAGCAGUUGAGGAAGUAGUUAUUGUGAACUCUAGCUGGCCCGAUCAGAUGAUCGAUUUUCCAAUCAAUGAUCUUGAUUGUGAAAGUCUAAGGCGGAUCAGGAUAUGCUUCUUUAGGAUAUCUGACACUGUCCUUAACUAUGUUGAAAACCUCAGUGCAAUAGAUCUUUCCUGUUGCGCUAUUACUUCUCAAGACUUGUACGCACUAGUCAGUCAGAGCAAAAAUCUGAAGGAACUAGACAUUGGUCUUUAUAAAGGUGCUGCAAUCAGAUUAAAUUCCAAGAGCCUUGAAGUUCUUCUUAUCUGGCAUUCUACAGUUCAAAAUGUCUCUGUCCAAAAAGCUUUGAAACUGCGCAAAAUCCUUGUUGCGGCACGGGCGAAGAAAUCAUGUGUUGGUGUUUGGAUUGAUGGCGCCCAUGUAUUGACUGAUGUGUGGCUGAAUGUUUCAACACAAUCAAUCACGAUCAACAAUAUCAGCAUGCUGAAGGUAAGCAAUCAUUUUACUUGGUUUUUCUGCGCAUGGUUGACGUUUAUGUUUGAUUUAUCUGAUUAUGUUCUGUUUCAUUGGCUGUAGGAUGUCGCUCCUCUGCAUAGUCUUAGAAGGCUUGUUUUGAAUAUAUCCUUGCAAGUCGAAAAGGAAAGGUUCACAUUAAUAAACCUAAUGAAAAGUUGCACAGCGCUUAAGGAGUUAACUCUUUGGGUAAGUGCCCUAAUAUAA